AUGUCACCCCAAGUUACAGGGCCCAGUUUACUGACUUUGGCUGGUCUGGUCUCCAGAAGCCUCUCGAGUCACGCCUUGGCCGCGCUGGCCGAGUUCCACGCCGAAAAGGACGCACACGAAAAGACAUUUGAGAAGCUGAGGACCGGCGCCGCUCCGAGAGCUGGAGCCGGACUCGGCGUCGUCGAACCGGAAGACGAGGACCCUGUAGCGGAGGAUGCGGACGAUCAACCGCUGAGCAUGGCGGCCUUUACGGAGGAUUGGAACGAAUCGCAGUUUUGGUUUCUCGACGAAACAGCCUUUGCUCUGGCCGAUCAGCUCCUCGAUGGUGCAUCGUCAAGCUCGACUAUUGGCGUAGUCUCGACACCGAGUGUGUUCAUCGCGCUCAAGAACCGUCUUAGAUUCUGGCCUAUUGAAGACCGGCCUAAGCUGGUCUUAUUCGAACAUGACCACCGUUUCAGCGUCUUUCCCGAGUUUGUCUUUUAUGACUUCCAGCGACCUCUCCAACUUCCAGCCCAUCUGAAGGGCAGCUUGGAUAGUAUUAUCAUUGACCCUCCAUUCUUCAGCAAUGACUGCCAGACAAAGUUUGCUCUAACAGGCCGUUGGCUCGUCAAGCCAAAGUCGCCUCGUGUGAUUGUCUGCACGGGAGAACGAAUGGCUACCAUUGUCGACAAGCUCUACCGUUCGCUUGGAGUCUAUGCGACAACAUUCGAGCCCGCUCACGCGGGUUUAAGUAACCACUAUUACUGCUACGCCAAUUUCGAGAGUUCAACUUGGGACUGGCGAUCUGAUGUAUCAGAUUAA
Molecule: messenger RNA, 801 nt
Organism: Fusarium mangiferae
Lineage: Eukaryota; Fungi; Ascomycota; Sordariomycetes; Hypocreales; Nectriaceae
Product: putative NADH2 dehydrogenase (ubiquinone) 40K chain
Exons: 5
Coding region: 1-801 (266 amino acids)
Molecular function (GO): protein-lysine N-methyltransferase activity
Source: RefSeq, a predicted model, not a curated record